CCCGUGUCUCCAUUCUCUCGCAAAUCAGCUGGCGGGAUAAUAGAGCAGUUUGCAGUAUUUGCUGUCGAUUGACGAGACCGUGUACCAGCUUCAGUAGUCUGUCUUACGCAUACAAAGAACUUGAUUACGCUGUUUCAUCAAAAACAUGACAGGCCAUAUGUCUGUUACGUCCAGGACUUCUCAAGCGACCCUUGUAAGGUAAGCCACGAUUGCGUUGACCUGUGCAGUUUGGCUGGCCUGAAUGCCUGGAUGGUUUAAAUGGACUGAGCAUUCGUUUAAAACAUGGAUCUUGACUUACUCUGUAAAAAUAAUUCGCAGAUGAUCAAUAUUCCAAAAGUUUUCCUUCUUUUAUUCACUUCCGGAUCGAUGAUGUUGAUUUUAAUCCAUUGGAGAUUCGAUUCGGCUGUUCGAUUACAUCGAUUUACUGACAAACGCUUACACCCGCACGCUCACACCUUGCAAAUGCAUUUAGACAGUUGAUGUUUCAUGAAGGCAGUGAAAAUUUAAACAUGAUCGCUUGAAGUGAAAAGUUCGACUGAAACAGGUUUCAAGGCCUUCCCCAUGGAAUCAAUUAUUUCCGGUUUCGCUUUCCUGCUUCCACGCUAACACCCGCACGCUUACAUCUUUCACGUGCAUCUAGGCAGUCAAUGUUUCAUGAAGGCAGUAAAAAUUUAAACAUGAUCGCUUGAAACGAAAGGUUCGACUGAAACAGUUUUCGAGGCCUUCCCCAUGGAAUCAAUUAUCAAUCCGGUUUUGCGUUCCUGAUUACACGCUGUAGUGUAAACACUACCGCGUGACAGAUUCAAUUUUUUAACAGCUGUAUUGGUUCCCGAUCCCGUUAUUCUUUUUCCCGGGAACAAGGACAAAUUUUGAGAUCUCAUCAGGACUUCAAAUUCAAUUAUAAGCUUCUUCAAAGUUGUCAAUAUUACCAAAAAGUUCAGUUGCGGUGGAAAAAGUAGGUGCGCUGUGCGCGUUUACUCAGCUGUAGCUAUGUAGCGUAUAGCAAUACAAAUGUAAUUGUCUUGGAAACAAAAAUGUGAAAGUGCAACACGUAUUCCAGUAGUAGCCCUUUUCACUUAAUCAGUUUACAGGCUAUAUGAAAAUGAACGACAAACCGAAAGAACAAAAAUAAUUAAUGAAUACAAAAAAAAGGAUAUCAAAUCAAAAUGAAAUAUGAUUCCCCAGAUAACUUUCUCAAGUCAUUUCUAUAUUUAGUACACAUCAGGAUAUGGUCAAACUGUAGUGGUUACCAUUAAUCUUAAGUGUAAAAUACUGUUACUUUCAUGAAUGAAAAGGAAAAAAGGAAACAAAGUUAAAAAAUUCAAGGUUAGGAAAGAAGUGGUGAUUAAAAAAAAAAGGAAAAACUUGAAAGGUCCUUACACAGGUAAAGCUGUACUUAUGUGAUAUGUUUACAUUUUUCUUUACCAUAACCAGACCCUCAGCUUGGCAGCAGUUUACAGAUUUUGCAAAUGUUCUGAAGGCUUUUAUCGGAACAAGCUAUUUGGCAUUACCAUUUGCUUUUUAUAAGAGUGGAUUAGUGGUGAGUUAAUUUAAUGUCUUUUAACCUUUUAACUCCCAAGAUUUCAUUAGUAAUUCUCCUUACAGUCUGCCACACAAUUUAUGUGAUGUUAGUUUGGAGAAUUAAAGAUUGGAUCAACCAAUAAUCCCAUAAUUGAAAAUUUUCUUUAUUCUCAUUACUCAUCUGCUUGAUAUCAUACAGAUGAUGUGAGGAGAAAUUCUGUCUAGGUCACAAGUGGGACUUAAAGGGUUAACCCUUUACACUCUUACAUCAGUAAAUGUGCAAAUUUUCCAUACAUUUCCUUAGGUGUUGACAGAGAUAAUUUGUUUAACAGUCAAUAGAGAUAAUUUACAGUAUUUUUGGGACCUCAAUGUGUAAUUCAGGGUGAUAUUCUAAGGAGAAAUUAGAUGUUAGUCACUUUUUGGGUGAAAGGUUACAAUAAGUUCUAUUUGCUGCAAUCAAAGGCUGAAGUGAGAACCAUCAGCUUUUUAAAAUUCACUGCAUUAGCAGUUUACAUAAUUUAAUCAACUUAAAAACUGGUAACAAAUUUUUUCACCUGCUAAGAAACUACAUGUAAUAACCUAGGAAUUCUGUCUACUACAUUUUAUAUGGGCAAGGUUGAGUUGACAUGUUGAAGGACUUAGCCCAGUUUUAUGGUGAGAAACAACUACACAGGGCUAAUGAAGUCUUAAUUGUUACAUGUUGGAAUUCUAAUUUCUUUGCAAUGUUGUUAAAUUACAGCUUGGAGCUGUUGGACUAGUAAUCAUUGCCUUAAUAACAGACCAUUGCUGUCAACUUAUAAUUAAAUGCAAAAAUGCUGCUGUGGAUAUGAUUCUUAACUCAACUCCAAGAUACCAAGAACUCCGAACAGAAGCUUUGUAUGACGAGAUGGAAAAAGUCAAGGAGACUAUUGAAAAGGAAAUGACACUUGGUGACAUUGGAAAAAUCGCAGUUGGACCAUGGGGAUUGAGACUUGUCAACACAGCAUUAAUAAUCACACAGUUAGGGUUCUGCGUUGCUUAUUUCAUCUUUAUUGGAAAUACCAUAGGAGAAAUGUUUCCUCUCAAAUACAAAUCUGAGACUGUGAUCCCAGUUGUAAAUGCAACAUUGUCUGAACCAACUAGUGCUACAAGAAUGACCCACUACUCAACGAUAUGGAUGAACUCCUCUUCAAUGAUACCUCCACUCCAUAGCACUAAGACAGCACCUAAAUUCUCCCUCCUUGUAUUAAUUCCUUUCCCUUUCCUUGUUGCAAUGGCCUUUGUGAAGAGCAUUCGUAAACUUGGACCAAUCAGCGGUGUUGCUAAUGUGACACUACUUGCUGGUUUUUUUGGGCUUCUUGCAUUUCUGUUGAGGGGUAAGCACUAACCGUGUACAACUGCCUAAUGUAGAAUUUCUUUAGUAAAUGAAAAUAUUGUUAGUAGUAGUUGAAUCUCCUGCCAGCUGUAUGCUUUGUGUGGUUACCUUGAUUGAUUUUUCUCAUUACUUCCACAUUAAUCUUGACGCUAUGUGAAAUUAGCAUAAACAUAAAUAAAUAUAAAGUUUAGCUCUAAACAAAAGAUGUAUUUUAUCAAAUUCUUAUCUGAUCUGGUAGGAAAAAAGUUUAAUCUGAAAGAUGUCAGUUAUGCCAGACUGUCCACCUUCCCAAUCUUCUUUGGACAGCUGACGGGAGCUUAUGAGGGGAUAGGAACUGUGAGUGCUGAAUUUUUAUUGUCAAAAAAUUUUUUUUCAACAAAAAACUUAAACUUUUUACUUUGUUGUUAAGCUUAACCUCAUAAUGUUCUUGUUACUUAAAAUUUACAAUAAUUUUGUUAUCUCAGUGUUUGACACAUGAUCACUAUUUGAGGGCAAAUUGGAACCUGCCUUGCCACUCAUUUGGUUUGUGCAUCUCAGUAAUGGGCAUCACAGGUUCAUGUCCUGUGAAUUCUCAAGUUCUUUCCAAGCUAGUUUGAUUAUUUUAAUUUUAAAUUAACUUAUUCCUAUUAUUACUUACUUAGAAGUAUCAUGAACAAAUAUAGAUGUGGGAGAAAAGUGUUAAAUAAAAGAAGAAAAGAUUCUCUGCAUCUCAAUCAGAAAAGGCUCAAGCCAUUGAAAUUUAGUCAAAGAAUUCAUGUCGAUGGCAUGAUAAUUCUGCAAUAUCUAGUAUAAAAUGAACACCUUGAACUCUUUGAGUUACUUAAAAUUAUGUUGUCAAAUUAAAUCCUCUUGUUAUUUGUAGGUAAUACCUAUUGAAUCCAGCAUGGCAGAGAACCGGCGUCGUUUCCCCCUGUACCUUCACAUAGCACUAGCACAAGUCUCUUUCAUUCUUGGUUCAUUUGGAAUACUUGGUUACAUGAUCUAUGGCAGCACUGUUCCGCAGAUUGUAACAGAUAGGCUGCAGACAGGGAUUGGGGCACAGUUAGUGCGGCUCACACUUAUCAUAGCUGUUAUGAUGACCUACCCUCUCCAACUCUACCCAGUUAUUGAAAUUGCGGAGUCUGUUUUAUUCACUAAGAUCCAUUCCAAAAGUAAAUCUCACCUAGGUGCAGUUAUUGCAGGUCCAAGUAUGGAUCCAGAUAGCAAUCCAGUUUCUCCUGUGGACUCUAAUAGCAUUAACUCUCACUAUCCUGUGUCAAACUCACCAGAUGAUUUGUCCACCAGUGUAAAUUCGGAGACUCAAGUUCUUAUUCCAAAGGAGACAGAAGAACUUCAGUUUAAGGUACAGUUGUAUUCAGAGAUAGCCAACUAUCACAUGGAACAAAUUAUGGGCAUUUUUUAACCUGUUUCACCCUAAGAUCAAUAUGCAUAUUCUCCAUACUGUUUUCUAUGAAUUUCCUAAGGUGCUGAUAAGGAGAUUUUGCUUAAAGAACUCCUGUACUUGUUGAUCAUUUCCGUUAUUCUCAUGAUCUUAAUGAUUGAUUUAACCCUUUCACUCCCAAGGUCUAAUUAGUAAUUCUCCUUACUAUCUGCCAUAAAAUUCUUAUGAUGUUAGUCCAGAGAAUUUGGUACUGGAUCAACUAAUAAUCCCAUAAUUGAUAUUCUUCUCUAUUCUCAUCACCUACCUGCUUAAAAUUGUAUUGAUAUUGUAAGGAGAAAUUCUGUCUUGGUCACUUGUUGGAGUGAAAGGGUUAAUUAUGAUAUUGUAAGGAGACUUCUGGGUUUAAGGGUUGGAACAAUUUUCAAAUUGGUGUGUUAAAACAUGGUUUUUCAUUUUUAUUUAAUUGAUGCAGUAGGCUUGUUUUGUGGGACUCAGUUUUAAACAAUAAAAGGGUGUGGUCAUGAAAAAAACCACCCUGUAAAACAUUGAUGCUUAUGGUUAUGUAGAAAAACAUGCACACUCAAGUAAAGCAAUGAUCUCCUCAGGUGAGCUGCAAUUUAAGCAUUUGCAGAAAAGAAGCCAUUAAUUCAGAUGUGAGGCAACAUCCAAGUUUUGUAAUAAGGGCAAAAGCCAAGGGGGAGGCAUUGAAUUGGGACAGGAUGAUUUACUGGCCAAGAGAGUCUUAGACUCCAAAAGAGCAUUGUGAAAUUGACCCAAAAACAGAAUUCCCCCCCCCCCCAACUUUCACUCUCAAGAUCUCAUUAGCAAUUCUUCCUAACAUCUGCCAUAAAAUACUCAUGAUGUCAAUUUGGAGAAUUUGGCAUUGUAUCAACUUGUAGUCCCCUAAUUGAGUUUUCUUCUUUAUUCCUUCACUUGACUGCCCGAUAUUGUAUUGAUGUUGUAAGGAGAAAUUCUGUCUUGGUCACUGAUGGGAGUGAAAGGGUUAAAUUGCAGCUCACCUGAGGGGAUCAGGGUUAAAAUUAACUCCCUGGCCAAAUCUAUUAGCUGUAAUAAGCAUACUAGUAAUAUUAUAAUAUUAUUAUCAUAAUUAUGAUUGAAAACUUUUAACUUGAAAAGACCUUUACUGCAUUAGUCUUACAUCCCAACCACAGUAACUUGUUAUGAGCAUGUAAGGUAUGUUUGGAACUCUUAUUUCAUACUCAAUAAACAGAGAGCUGUUUUCAAGCUUGUUUUAACUGUGCUUAACUUCUUUUGUUUCUCAGGCAGCAACUUGGAAGAGGAAUUUACUUCGUGCAGUGCUAGUAACUAUAACAGCAGGGAUAGCCAUAGCACUCAAGAAUAAAUUUGCCUAUGUGAGUGCUCUGACUGGUUCAUUAGGAAGCUCAGUGUUGGCUUACAUUCUACCAUGCAUAUUUCACAUCGUCCUGUACAAAAACACCAAUUCUGUAGCUGUAGUUAUAAAGGACAUUAUUAUUGUGGUAUUUGGUAUAGUCGGUGGUGUUGUGGGUGUGGUCAUUACUAUUCAAGAUAUGGUCAAGAAUUAAUCUUAGUAAACUGAAACUUGCCUUUCAUCAUCCAGGCUUACAAAUUUAGACACCAACAUUUUACUGGUGGCCAGGGCAACCAAAAUAGUAGCAGCUAGAAGUGUUGUAAAAAUGAGAUAAACAAUUUUAUAACACAAUUCUUUUUUUUUUGUAUUGUUUUCACCAAAAAAUUUUCUCUCGUCAGAAUAUUAAGUGUUAAGAUUUCCCUUGAAACAGCAAAUAAAUUUUUUUUUUUGUGCAACUGAAAUUUAAUUUCUGAUGACUUAAUGACUGAAGGUCAACAAAUAGCAACUUAAAAAAGGGCCUGGAUUGGAAACCUGCUGUGUAAAUCAUAUUGUUCUGAAAGUUGGAAAAAUGUGAAUGUAGGAAUGUUUCAGAGUGUUUCAAAAGAAACAAGCCAUGCAGAUGCUAGAAAACUGUUCCUAACUGUGAUAGGAACUGUCUUUAGUUUGUGCUUUUGUGGUUUGCCCAUGUAUCCCAAUCUUCAGUACGAUUGACCAAAAACACUUUUAACUUUCCCAAAAUAUUUCAGAUGUUCAUGGUUUUUAUGUGCUGAACAGUAAUAACCAACAUGUUAGUUAACUUUUUAACUCCCAGGUAAAAUUUGUAAUUCUCCUUCCUGUCAACCAUACAAUUCUUAUAAUGUUAGUUCAGAGAAGUUAUCAUUGGAUCAACUAAUUUUCCUCAAAUUGAUAUUUUUCAUUAUUCCCAUCACUUAUCUGGUUGAUAUUGUAUUGAUAUUGUAAGAAGAAACUAUGUCUUGGUCACUCAUGGGAGUUAAAGGGUUAAUGGUGAGUCCCUCAGUUUCUUUCUUGUUCACUAAAAUAAACAAAAAUGGCUCAAAAUGAGGAGAACAAUGAUUUAUUUAGUUUAAUUACACUAAUGAUUACAAUGGAAAUUUGGAUAGGAACUAAAACAGAAUAUUUGACUAAAGGAGAUUGCCACACAAGUGUUAAAAUGAUCUACACUAAUUUGCAAAUGUUAUUGACAAGAUUCAUUAAAGAUUUUAUACCUUCAACAGAUUACUUUCAACAUAACAAGGUUUACUUAAGUUUUUAAACAAAUUUAUAGUGUUUUAAUUUAUUUAUAGCUUACCUGUGUACUUGAUUUUAUAAUACACAAUUAUUGUAACACAGACCCAAGGUUUGAUAAUUGAUGAUAUGUGAAAUUGGUUUAUUAUACAUUUUUUUUAAAUGAUCUGCAAAAGCAGAAACUUCUCCCUGAGUUUUCAAAAGUUUGAGAAUACUCUACGGAUGGAGAGCUCAGAAACUUAGCAGACUUUGAACUCAACAUAAUAAAUGCAACAUCUGCUGCAGAAAUUGUAUCAUCAUGUCAACUUCACAUGCUAUUCUGGUGGAGCUCGCAGAUCGUAGCCCCAUAAUUACACAAAAUAGUAGUAACCCAUCAAGGUGAAAAAAUUUGGAUGUAUGAGUGUACAAGUUGGUACUUUUAACAUGCCUCGGCACGCCAACACCACAGCUUUGUUCAGUAAUCCAGUGGUCAGUGCACUGGGCUCCAAGUCAGACUACCCAGGUUCUAGUCCUGGCCAGGGCAAGGUGUUGUACCCUUGAGAUGUGCGGGGAAAAAAUGCGAGCUCCGCUUUUAGGCUUGGCUAAAUCUAUAUAUUAUAUUGAUUAAAUGGUCUCAGCCAAUCAGAUACCCUUUCACUCCCAAGAUCUCAUAAGUAAUUCUCUGUACUGUCUCAUAUGAUUCUCAUGAUGUUAGAAUUUAAUAUUGGAUCAACCAAUAAUCCUCAAGUGAUAUUUUUCUUUAUCCUAAUCACUAGUCUACUUGAUAUUGUAUUGAUAUAGUUAGGAGAAAUUCUUUCUCAGUCACUAAUGGGAGUUAAGGGUUAUCAGCCUUAACAGUAGCACAUAAGUUAACCCUUUACACCCUAAGAUCAGUAUGCAUAUUCUCCAUACUGUUCUCUAUAAAUUUCCUGAGGUGCUGAAAAGAAGAAUUUGCUUAAUAAUCAAGAGCUCCAUUUUCAUUAUUCUUGUGACCUUAAUGUAUGAUUUAGAGAUGAUAUUGUAAGGAGAAACUAGAUGCAAGUCGCUCUCAGGGGUUAAGAGUUAAACUCGACUUUUAAUGGGGCCUCAAGAAAAGCACUUGUUUAGUUUUUAAAAUAUAUAUCUACUAGUUUUCCCUUGGAAAAAUAUUGAAAUAUUUUUACAUAUUUUUAAAUAGAAAGCUUCUGCCAAAAAAACUUAACUGGGGUUUGAUUGUAGCACAUAUAUUUUUACCUGUUUUCCCAUAAAGAAAAAAUUGAUAGAAAAGUUUAGGAAUGAAAUUAUUAUGAAAUACUGAGAGGUUAUAGAGUUAAUUUUAUAGUGAGAAUAUUUUGAUAUUUGUACUUCACAUUACUUAACCUGAGUAGGAUGGAACUCUUUACUGAAUGUUACGCAAACCCCUUCAGCAUGUUACUGUAAGAGAAGAGAUCAUUUGAAACAUUCUCAAUCUGUAACUUUAUUGAAUAAAGGUGUGAGAGGUAG
Messenger RNA from Pocillopora meandrina, 8313 nucleotides. The record is from the annotation of a GenBank genome assembly. NCBI's taxonomy places the organism in Eukaryota, Metazoa, Cnidaria, Anthozoa, Scleractinia, Pocilloporidae.